Ceratotherium simum simum (southern white rhinoceros) is the source of this 2743-nucleotide messenger RNA. RefSeq names its product receptor interacting serine/threonine kinase 1 (gene RIPK1). Gene Ontology annotation, biological process: protein phosphorylation; signal transduction. Lineage: Eukaryota; Metazoa; Chordata; Mammalia; Perissodactyla; Rhinocerotidae. Gene Ontology annotation, molecular function: protein binding; JUN kinase kinase kinase activity; ATP binding. The record is from RefSeq and is a predicted model, not a curated record.
AGAGAAACGGCGCGGACAGCGGACCGGCUCCCGGACGCGGCGGUCCCUGGGGGCCCACACUCGCGGCGCCCGGGCGCGCUGUCCAGCGGGCGAGGGAGCGCGGGCCGCGGCUGGACGCGCGCCGGACGGCAGGCCCACGGAGCCGGGCGCGGUGAGCGGGGCGGGGCGGCCACUCUGCGGCCCGGUCUCCCCGAGCCCGCCGAGCUCCGCGCCCAGUGACCCCCUCGUCAGGCUCGGGCGUGCUGCCGCGGCGGAGUCCUGCCUGACUCCCCCGCCGCCGCUCUCCCCUCGCCCGGGCCUAGGGAAGUUGACCGCGGAAGCGAAAGGCACAGCUCCGAGGGAAAAAAAAGUGGUGUAUUUUUGGGCAUUCUGAGCAUUCAGAAGGAAACCAGACAUGUCCUUGGAUGACAUUAAGAUGAAAUCUAGUGACUUCCUGGAGAAGGAGUAUCUAGACAGUGGGGGCUUCGGAAAGGUGUCUUUGUGUUUGCACAGGUCCCAUGGACUCGUCAUACUGAAAAAGGUGUACACAGGGCCCAAGCGCACCGAGUACAACGAGUCCCUCCUUGAGGAGGGCAAGAUGAUGCACAGGCUGAGACAUAACCGGGUGGUGAAGCUCCUGGGCAUCAUCAUAGAAGAAGGAAACUACUCUCUCGUGAUGGAGUACAUGGAGAAGGGCAACCUGAUGCGUGUGCUGAAAGCUGAGAUCAGUAUCCCUCUUUCUGUGAAAGGAAGGAUAAUUAUGGAGACCAUUGAAGGAAUGUGCUACUUACAUGGAGAAGGUGUAAUACACAAGGACCUGAAGCCUGAAAAUAUCCUCGUUGAUGAUGACUUUCACAUUAAGAUAGCUGAUCUUGGCGUUGCUUCCUUUAAGACGUGGAGUAAACUGACUAAAGAGGAACACAAUGAGCGGAGGAAAGUGAACAGGACCUCUAAGAAAAAUGGCGGCACCCUCUGCUACAUGGCCCCUGAGCAUCUGAACGAUGUCAACGCAAAGCCCUCAGAGAAGUCAGAUGUGUACAGCUUUGCCAUAGUACUUUGGGCAAUAUUUGCAAAUAAGGAGCCAUAUGAAAAUGCUAUCUGUGAGCAGCAGUUGAUCAUGUGCAUUAAAUCUGGGAACAGGCCGGAUGUGGAGGACAUCAUUGAGUACUGCCCGAAGGAGAUUAUCAGCCUCAUGAAGCAGUGCUGGGAGGCGAAUCCAGAAGUUCGGCCAACAUUUGUUGGCAUUGAAGAAAACUUUAGGCCUUUUUAUGUAAAUCAAUUAGAAGAAAAUGUGGAAGAUGAUGUGAAGAGUUUAAAGAAAGAGUAUCCAGGCCAGAGUGCAAUUGUGAAGAGAAUGCAGUCUCUCCAAAUUGAUUGUGUAGCAAUACCUCCAAGCAGGUCAAAUUCAGCCACAGAACAGCCCAGUUCGCUGCACAGUUCACAGGGACUCGGGAUGGGUCCUGUGGAGGAGUCCUGGUUUGCUCCUUCCUCAGAGCACCAGCAGGAGGAGAAUGAGCUCAUCCUGCAGAGUAAACUCCAGGAGGAAGCCAACUACCAUCUUUUUGGCAGCCGCAUGGACAAGCAGACAAAACAGCAACCCAGACAGAAUAUGGCUUACAACAGAGAGGAGGAAAGGAGGCGAAGGGUCUCCCAUGACCCUUUUGCACAGCAGAGACCUUAUGAUAAUGUUCAGAACUCAGGGAUUAAAGGCCUUGCCUAUUCUGGUGCAAACAGUUAUGGUAAUGCAGUACACCAACCAGCUGGGCUAACCAGCCAACCCCACGUACCAUACUGGAACAAUGGAUCAUAUAGUCCACAUGGUUUGGGAACAAGACCACUGGAUCUGGGAACAGCAGGUCAAAGAGUUUGGUAUGUGCCAAAUCCAAGCCAUAUGUCAAGCGUGCAUAAAACUCCAGUGCCUGAGACCAACGUACUGGGAAACACACCCACCGUUCCAUUCAUCUCCUUCCCAUCAAGAGAUGAGUCUGCAAAAUGUACCAUAUACAACAGCACUGGCAUUCAGAUUGGAGACAAUAAUUAUAUGGAGAUUGGCGGAAUGAGUUCCCAACUACUGGACAGCACAUACAUGAACUUGAAGGAAGAGCCAGCUUCUAAGUACCAAGAUAUCUUUGAUAAUACCACUAGUCUGACUGAUAAACACCUGGACCCAGUCAGGGAGAAUCUGGGAAAGCACUGGAAAAACUGUGCCCGUAAACUGAACUUCACUGAAUCUCAGAUUGAUGAAAUUGACCAUGACUAUGAGCGAGAUGGACUAAAAGAAAAAGUUUACCAGAUGCUCCAAAAGUGGCUGAUGAGGGAGGGCAAUAAGGGGGCCACAGUGGGAAAGCUGGCCUGCGCGCUCUACCAGUGUUCGAGAAUAGACCUUCUGCACCGUUUGAUACACAUCAGCCAGAACUGACUCUGGGGGGGCUUUGGCAUCAUGAAGUCAUCUCCUCACUUAGUGAGUAACCCCCUGAAAGUGUACUGCCUCAGACCCUUCACAAUUCUUUCCUCACUGAUAUUGGCUCUGUGUCUGCAAAAAAAUUAUUCCCUGCAUUUCAUAGUGGGAGAACAGGAAAAGAAAUCUAUAGCAAACAACCUGCUAAACAGGAAGACCUAUUAAUGGCUGAGGCCCAAUCAAAAAAGAAGCCUAAUUGGGUUUUGAAAGGAUGAGAAGAGAUAUUUAAGGAAGAUCAUUUUCUUUCAGUUCAUUCCAUAACCUUCAAUUAUGCUAUUCAUUCAGUUUCCUGGAAUUUUAUUUGAG